Triticum urartu is the source of this 1215-nucleotide messenger RNA. Lineage: Eukaryota; Viridiplantae; Streptophyta; Magnoliopsida; Poales; Poaceae. The record is from RefSeq and is a predicted model, not a curated record.
AUGGCGUGUCUGCCAAACGAGCUGAUCGUGUGGGAAAUCCUAGUUCGUCUGCCCAUCAAAUCACUGUGGCGGAUAAGGUGCGUCUGCAAGGACUGGCGCGACACCAUUUCCGGCGAUCCUUCCUUCGCUCAGUCGCACCUCCACCGACUUCGCAAGCAAAAUGGAAAAUACCAUAGCCUCCUCAUCGCACCACGUGUCUAUCACAAGGUGGUCGAAUCUAAGAUAGACCGAUAUGAGGUCACCAACCCGGGAUUGUACCUAUGGGAGGAGAGCCGGCAGCAUGACGCGACCCUCUUACAUGACACCUCCUCGUUCCCUGUGGAGGAGACGCGGAUCAGGCACGGGUUUGCACACUGCGAUGGACUUGUGUUGUUGCCGACCGAGGAUAUCGUGCGUGUGCUCAAUCCAACCACACACCAAGUCCUCGAGCUGCCUUGGAGCCCCAACAGCAUCGGACCGCGCCGGUGUUCAUAUGGUUGUAUACACAAAGGCCACCAGGCGUUUGGCUUUGGUCGCAGCCAUCGCUCCAACGCCUACAAGGCCGCUCGCUUCUUCUAUCGUGAAAAGCAUGCCAUGGGUGGUAUUGUGAUGGAGGUGUUCACUAUCGGACAGGACCACUACUGGCAUGAGACGGCCGCACAGCCACCGUACCCAUUUCUAGUAGGGCGAAUUGCCACCUUCUUCAAGGGUUCCUUGAUCUGGAUAGUUGACCAACACUCACUUAUGUAUGAAUAUGAUCACUUGGUUUUACAUGAUCGUGCACGUAUGUCGUGUUUUGUCUGCUUUAGCCUCGAGGACGAGUCAUUUAACAUCAUGACGGGUCCUCCACGGCUUGAAGGACCCGACUAUUUAGAAUACAGCGUAGCUGAGUUGAACGGUGAGCUAGCCGUCCUUCGUCUAGCGCCCACCUAUGAAUCAGUUGAGAUAUGGAUGUGCGCUGAUGCGGAAGGCAACAAACCGCAACGGUGGGAGCAACACUAUGCUUUUGGCUUUUCAUCUUCUGUUCGUCUGCUAGCCACAUUUGAUGAUGAUAUAGUGUACCAAGGCGGAUUAUCAGAUCUUCGGCAUCAAACUAGUCAAGGAGAUAAUAUUAUGGUUGACAUGAAUAACUUGGCGUAUUAUAACCCCGACAUGGGAACACUUGUUGAAUACCCAUGGUGGGACACGGAGGACUUUGAUGUAAUCUUUUUUAUUCCUUCUCUAGUCCAAAUCUAG